AACAGUGCCAUUAUCAAUAACUCGUCAAAUACAUACUCGAAUGUUGUAUAUUUCAAUUUAAAUACAAAAUUCUGACUAGAGUAGACAAUAAGUUAAUUUAGGUAAGCGUGAUUUUUAUCAAAGAGUAAAGCAAUACAUUUCUUAGUAAUGUCGACCUCCGAAGCGACGAAUGUCCAAGUUGUAACAACAACUACAACAUCUCCUUCUGAGGCUCCAUCCGAAUCCAGUGUUUCUGAAUCGCAGAAGGCAGCAACAUCUGAAAAUAAUGUAAAAAGAUUAAAAAAAGAUUCCAAACAUAAUGCACCUAUGCGUCAGUAUUUAGAUCAAACAGUGGUACCAGCAUUGUUAGUAGGGAUGAAAGAGUUAGUUAAAGAAAGACCUCCAGAUCCUUUAGGUUUCUUAGCUGCAUUUUUAUUGAAAUAUAAGAAAGAACAUGUUGACAAAGAACCAAUUUCAGAAACAUAAAAGCUUUCAUGUUAAAAAAUAAUAUUUUAUUAAUUAUAUUAAUCACAUUUU
Daktulosphaira vitifoliae (grape phylloxera) is the source of this 516-nucleotide messenger RNA. RefSeq names its product protein dpy-30 homolog. Lineage: Eukaryota; Metazoa; Arthropoda; Insecta; Hemiptera; Phylloxeridae. The record is from RefSeq and is a predicted model, not a curated record. Bases 148 to 465 code for a protein of 105 amino acids. Gene Ontology annotation, cellular component: Set1C/COMPASS complex. The transcript is spliced from 4 exons.